This is a messenger RNA of Zingiber officinale, 676 nucleotides long. RefSeq names its product cell division cycle protein 48 homolog. The transcript is spliced from 6 exons. The record is from RefSeq and is a predicted model, not a curated record. NCBI's taxonomy places the organism in Eukaryota, Viridiplantae, Streptophyta, Magnoliopsida, Zingiberales, Zingiberaceae. Bases 137 to 676 code for a protein of 179 amino acids. Gene Ontology annotation, biological process: mitotic spindle disassembly; autophagosome maturation; retrograde protein transport, ER to cytosol. Gene Ontology annotation, cellular component: nucleus; VCP-NPL4-UFD1 AAA ATPase complex; cytosol. Gene Ontology annotation, molecular function: ATP hydrolysis activity; polyubiquitin modification-dependent protein binding; ATP binding.
GAGGAAGGCUUUUGAGGAAGCAGAGAAAAAUGCACCCUCAAUUAUCUUCAUUGAUGAGAUUGAUUCCAUUGCUCCUAAGAGAGAGAAAACUCAUGGGGAAGUUGAAAGGUGCAUAGUGUCUCAACUAUUGACACUGAUGGAUGGGUUGAAGUCUCGUGCUCAUGUAAUUGUCAUUGGGGCUACGAACAGGCCAAAUAGUAUCGAUCCAGCUCUUAGACGAUUCGGUAGGUUUGACAGAGAAAUUGACAUUGGUGUUCCUGAUGAGGUUGGCCGAUUGGAGGUUCUUCGCAUCCAUACUAAGAACAUGAAGCUAUCUAAUGAUGUUGAUUUGGAAAGGAUUGCUAAGGAUACUCAUGGCUAUGUUGGGGCUGACCUUGCUGCUUUAUGCACUGAAGCUGCUCUCCAGUGUAUCCGUGAAAAGAUGGACAUAAUUGAUCUAGAAGAUGAAUCAAUUGAUGCUGAGAUUCUCAAUUCUUUGUCUGUUACAAAUGAACACUUUAAAACUGCUUUGGGAUCUAGUAACCCAUCUGCCCUCCGUGAAACUGUUGUUGAAAUACCAAAUGUCAGCUGGGAUGAUAUUGGUGGGCUAGAAAAUGUCAAGAGAGAACUACAAGAGAUUAGAACAGUGGAUGUUUUAACUCAGAAAACUAGGCAUUUGAAGGUGAAAAGCACAUGA